AUAGAAAUUUUUUUGGAUAAACAGUAUUAAUUUAUCAGGCAAGGGACAAAUAAGAAGCAUGAUUAUAAACCAUCAAUUAGUAUGCCGAGUUGCAAGUAAGCUUUCCAUGGAAAUUAUUAGGGCCUAAAAUAGCUUACAACUUCCGUGGUUUCCUCCCUCUCCUCAACCCUACCACAUUUCAGGUCUAUAUAACAAGCCUCCUUCCAAAUCUACCUCUUCAUCUUUGUUUUGUCCUGCAGUGUUUCUCUUUCCAUCUGUCCUAGAGGAACAUCUGCAAAGAUUCUCUGUAUAAGCGAAAAUGGCACACAAACUCAUUGUUCUUGCUCUUGUCUUCGUUGCCAUUUUUGGGUUGGCUGCAGCCGCAGCACCUGCUCCUUCCACAACUGACCUGCCUGCAGGUGAGGCGCCUUUAAGCCAUGAUUUUAUCGGUACUAAUGACGGUGAUGCGGCUGGUGCACCUUCUGCUGAUGGUAGCACUGUUGUUCCAGGACCGAUGGGUAGUACUACAUUGGCUGGGGGUCCUGCUUCUGAAAAAGAUGGUGCCGCUACCCUCAAGUUCUCUGCCAUUGUUGGAGCUGCCGCUGUCGCUGGCUACUUCUUCUUCUAAGCUAGUUAACCAUAAAUCUAUAUAAUCCCUCGUCCAAGCUUUCAGGACUUGACAUGAAAAGUAUUGGCUUGAGGAGGUUAUAAGAAGACGAUUGAAAUGCGAAGUAGGAAUUUUACAGAGGGUUUCAAGUUGUAAGAGGAGAGAGAAUAAAAUGAAGUCCAGGGUAGGGAAAAUCUUUGUCAGAAAAUCAGAAAUUAGAUUUUCUUUCUCUUCUUCAAUACUUGAAAUCGCGGGUUGCCCUUUGAAGCCAUACUUGUUUUCCUCUAGUUUCUCCAACACGAUGAUCUGAGAUAGACAUUUUAUUAUUAACAACCACAAAUGAUUAACGUCGAAUCAAAAUCCAGAUCCAUUA
Messenger RNA from Populus trichocarpa (black cottonwood), 959 nucleotides. RefSeq names its product anther-specific protein BCP1. Lineage: Eukaryota; Viridiplantae; Streptophyta; Magnoliopsida; Malpighiales; Salicaceae. The transcript has 2 exons. Bases 299 to 607 code for a protein of 102 amino acids. The record is from RefSeq and is a predicted model, not a curated record.